This is a messenger RNA of Echinostoma caproni, 2418 nucleotides long. The record is from the annotation of a GenBank genome assembly. NCBI's taxonomy places the organism in Eukaryota, Metazoa, Platyhelminthes, Trematoda, Plagiorchiida, Echinostomatidae.
AUGUCACAACCUUUGAAGGAAUCACCACAAACGAAUUUCGCGCAAUCGCAGACCACGACACCCAGCAAACUGUAUACUAUUUUGAAGGAAGAUAAUGCCACGCCGUCGUCGGUAACAAACUCAUCAACUCCUCUAGAUACCGAGAACACGUUGCCUCCGAGUGUUUCGAGGAGCCGAUGCCGUCAUCCAACUCCAAGGUUUCCUCACGAAUGGCAGUGUUGGCAGUGUCAACGGGUUUGCGAGAGUGAAGAAAAUUUGGCCACCCAUUUAUUAAGCUGCAAACGUGGUGAUCCAGGUGAUACGACAUUGCCAGGCUGUCCGUUUUGUCCGAGAGAUGUGCAUCAUACUAGCAUCCAACCAUUUACCAUUCGUGCUUUCAAUACCCAUGUCGCAUUGUGCCACAGCGAUAUCGCCCAGCUGGCCUGUGCUUACUGUUUGGAAUUCAUGUCCUCAUCUCGCCUAGAAGAGCUGGCGUGUCACGUUCUUCGCGAACACCACAUCCCUUGGAGGCCCUCUCCAGAUUUAAUUCUUGAAACAGCCCUAUCUUCAUGCGAGGACAGUGGUAUUGAGUUAAUUCCUGGUGGCAAACUGUCUGAUCUAGAGUAUGCAGAUGAUAUUAUGCUACUAAGUGAAGAUCCAGUUCUACCCCCAGUCUCACUUGGCGCUCACAUGGAUCGAUGUACAUUCAACGGUGGUCGCGUGUACUUGACUCCUCUCACUCCGGAAAUGUACGCCACCGCAGCCGCACGGAAGCGCACGUUAGUCGAAGCUGAGAAGGCCAGCCGUGAAUUUUCCCAGUCCUUUCCCUUGGUUCGAGGUCAUCCUUCUCCUGUGAAGUCGAUUUCAAACCAGUCUCUGACCAAGGUCACCCCAGCUCCAGCAUCGAAAAAACGCAAAGUUGGUCAAUUACCAACAAACUCUGCGACACCGACAGCAAAAAAGACCACCAAACCUCGUCCACCGCCGAAGCCGAAAUCGAAAGUUCAGGUCCCUAAACCGGUUUCCGCCCCCACGGAUGAGGGUACAGGUCAAUUCGACGUCCCCUUGUCUCUUCCACCACCCCCGAAAACCGACUCAGAACAUCUGCGGAAAUCCACUACUCCAGCUCGAUUGUACGUUUGUCCUUUGUGUGGUGACAACGCACUGGCUAGUCUUCGUGAACGAGAUGAACAUUUACAAGCAUCCCAUAAUGGCGAGCUUGUGUUCCCCUGUCAGAUAUGCGGUUUGGCUUACCCGUUGUAUAUUGCGUUGCGAAGGCAUGCCGCACUCAAACACGAGUCCGACUUUGACACUGUUCGAUACGGUAAACCGGAACUGUUAGAAACGGACUCGGUUGAAUGCCCCCUGUGCAAACUAGUCGCAUUCACGGAUCGCGCCGUGCUUAAGCUGCACGUUGCGGAGGUACACAAAAAGAAUCCGGAAGAGAUUAAAUUGCCGAGCAAGCACGGAGCUCGUGGUGGAAGCAGGAAAGGAAGUCGGCGAAAGAGCAAGUAUGGGGAUCAUAACGACGGUGCGGCGUACGCAGUCAGCAAGAACCCCCAACCAGUUGUACUCAGUCGCUUGGAGCAAUUAUUAGCCGGUGUUCCCGGCGACCCAGCUCCUGUCAGUUGCCGCAUAUGUCACACCCAGAUGGAUAACGCCAAGGAAUUCCUGUUACAUCUGGAAUUGGAUCACGUGGAAACUGAGGAAGAAUGUGAACAGCUUGGAUGUCAGGCAUGUGGUCGUAUUUUCUUCGGUCCAGGUGGGCGCAUUGACUUGAUCGGACAUUUGCGUGUGUGUCACCAGGACACGGAUCAGCCAGACGCGCUUCCAUGCUUGCAGGCUGAGAAGAUACUGGAACAAGAGGAUGAAACUCCGACUAAUAGCCCCAAAAACAAGAAGACCGAUGAAUCUACCAAAACCGAGCCAGUUGGGCCCACCCGACCAUGCGAUGCAACUUUUUCGUCGCCGCGGUUGCGUCAGUUGCACUGCUCCACUUCAUCGGAAAAGCAUCCGGGGUUCGCCUGUCCGUUAACUGUGGAAUUAUCUGAAGAUCAGGAAUUAACCAGCUUAACGGACCAGAUUCGGGCGGCGAUCAUGGAGACGGAGGUUGCUGCUGACCGCGAAGGUCUAAUGAUUCUGGCUUACUGUUGUCCCAACUGUUCACGCCUGUUCGCCGGAAGUCAGGCUCCAUCAAGAUUCACACUCCAUCGACGAAUGUGUAUGUUAGAACAGGUACAGCCAAACGGUGUCACUGUUCCAGCCUCAACUUUGCAGUCGGUCACUCGAAUCGAGAUUCAACCAACUACAGGACCCGCUCCCAAACUAACCGCGACCGCUUUAAUCAAAGAUGCCACCCCAGUUCCAGUGCCGGCCUCCGGGGCCUCAGCAGUAGUAACACCUAGUUCCACGGAACGUAUUAUUGUAGGGGCGAUUUGA